AUGGACGGGAAAGAGCGGUGUUUUUUGAGAUCAAGUGGUAUUUGCAUGAACGAGCAAGCGAACGAAAUCGCGCAAGCACACAACCCGUGUACACGUGGGCGUGUUCAGUCUUCGGGUACGUUUUUGUGCAACGGGGAAGAGACGACAGUAUUAACAGAGGGAGGGCGGGGUAGGGUAGUUGAAGCAAAACAAUAA
This is a messenger RNA of Trypanosoma brucei brucei TREU927, 195 nucleotides long. RefSeq lists its product as hypothetical. The record is from RefSeq and is a predicted model, not a curated record. NCBI's taxonomy places the organism in Eukaryota, Euglenozoa, Kinetoplastea, Trypanosomatida, Trypanosomatidae. The transcript has a single exon. Bases 1 to 195 code for a protein of 64 amino acids.